AUGGAGGAGGCGCUGCUCUCCACCCCCAUCAACCCCAACAACUUCCCGGCCAAGCUGUGGCGGCUGGUGAACAGCCCCCGGUACCGCUCGAUCCGCUGGGACGGCCGCGGCGAGGGGCUGCUCAUCGACCAGCCGCUCUUCGAGGCCGAGCUGCUGAGCCCGCCCGUGGCGGGGGUGGCGGGGGGCGGCGGCGGCGGCGGCGGCGUCGGGGCGGCGGGGGCUGAGCCCGAGCUCUUCAAAACCACCAACUUCACCAGCUUCAUCCGCCAGCUCAACCUCUACGGCUUCCGCAAGGUGGUGCUGGGCGGGCCGGGCGCGGCGGGGCCCGGGCCGGGGCCGGGGGGCGGCGGGCCGGCGGGCGACGGGCCGCUCCACCACUUCCACAGCCCGCACUUCCGCCGCGACCAGCCGCAGCUGCUGGUGCACCUCAAGAGGCUCACCAGUGCCAACAAGGCCAAGCUGGCGGCCGGCCUGGAGGUGCCCUGCCGCCCACCCAACCGCUUCCAGCGGCUCCUCAUUACGUCGGCAUCCGCCUCGGCCUCCACCUCCACCUCCCCUCUGCAGCACCCGGAGCCACCGCCGCCGCCCACGGGGCCCCGGCCCGAGCCGCACGGGCCAGUGGCUGUAGGACAAUUCCACCGGUCAUUCCGGCGAGAUAGUUUGUCUCCAUACUCCUAUGUAUCGACUUCAUCCCACAACCACAGUACUUUCCCUCUGAAGGGUUUAGAUCGGACCCCGAUUCCUCCUAGAACAUGGCAGAACUCCCUUGGGAUGCACCCAGGACAAGUGGAAACAUCUCCCACUUUUUCAGAUAAAGGGGUUCCAUUUCCUGUACUGCAGAGGUUUCCGACUGAGGUUACCUAUACUCUGCAGCCCAGCGCCACAUCUGUACACGUUCAACAAGGUCCUCAAACAAUGGUCAGCUCUUCCCAAAAAUACAGUAACUACACACCCUCAGCACAGUACUCCCAGGCCUACUAUCCAACAGCUGUGCUACAGUGCUGCUCGCCUCCUACCCACAUGGAUGCUCUAAGUAGUUGUGUCACUCCCACUGCCUCUUCCUAUGCUCACUGCAACUACUUCCAGAAUCCUCCAAUGCAAUCCUCCUAUCCAGUUGAAUUUCUGCCUUCUAAUUGGCCUUGCAGUGCUACUGAUGAAAAUAAAAAGACAGAAGUAAAUCUAGAGGCUGUUUUUCAGAUAGUAGAUGAGUUGCAUUCCUCCCCUAAAUUGGAGAUGGUAAAGGUGGAGCCUGUCGAAAAUCAGUGUCCAACAUCUCAGUCUAACAGAGGCCAACAUAUCCUAGCUAAUUCAAACAGCAGCAACCCGUCUGCCACGAGUCAGGCCAGCCAGCUGGAGCCUCUUACUCCUGUAGGCUCAGAUAUUACAUCUUUUGUGGUUGGAACAGAACAAGCAAUUACCUGCUCUCUGCCACAGUCACCUGAGUACAUCUAUACCAUCCACACAGCUCAGCCUGUUGAAAAUACAGCAGUGCAGGAAUCUGCUGCUCUCCAACAAGCUCAUGUCAAACUGAAGGAGCAGCUAAGUCAUAAUCCAUCUCCAUCAUCAGUAGUUUUUGUGCAGGAAGGGCUGCCAUUCAGCACACACCAGGUGGAUGCCAGUAUAAAAUGCCCGUCCAAUCCGCCUGAAAAUAUCUUGCCUUCAGAACAGAUGGGAUACCUUAUUUCAGAAAUGGGGCCUGCUAGCAAGCCUAGUAAAGACACAAGUGUAUCCACCCCAGCCAGAAACAGAGAGCGAAGAAGCAACUCACAGCAAGGAAAGUCCCCUGAUCUUCAUCUGCUGGUGGACGUGGCCUGCAAGCAGGAGCACUUCCCAAAGGAGGAAGAAUUAAAAGAGUGA
Sorex araneus (European shrew) is the source of this 1857-nucleotide messenger RNA. It is a transcript of the gene HSF5, whose product is annotated as heat shock transcription factor 5. The transcript is spliced from 6 exons. The record is from RefSeq and is a predicted model, not a curated record. NCBI's taxonomy places the organism in Eukaryota, Metazoa, Chordata, Mammalia, Eulipotyphla, Soricidae. The coding region runs from base 1 to 1857 and encodes 618 amino acids. Gene Ontology annotation, biological process: regulation of DNA-templated transcription. Gene Ontology annotation, molecular function: DNA-binding transcription factor activity; sequence-specific DNA binding.